UCGUUUGAUUCGGGGAGUUCACCUCAACACCAUCGAAAGAUACAAAGCGGAGAUGGCGAAACCCGAUUAAAGCAACUCUAUCACCAAGUGGAGCAAUUGACGUUAUCCAAUGCUAGGUUAACUAGAGCCAAUCGAAAUUUAAAAUUAGAAUGUGAUAAGCUUGUGGAGGAAAAGACGUUUGAAUUAAAGCAGGCCUUACAAAUGUCAGUAGAACAUAAUAUUCGGCUACAGCGAUCGAACCGACUCCUGAAAGACGAAUACCUCAUCCAAUCGGUGGAGCUAGAUAAUAUCAAGAAGGACCAGAUAAAAAAGAUGAAGAACGUUGGACCUGAAUAUGAAUAUUUAGUGCAGGUGAUUAAUUUGCUGUAUCGACAAUUAGCAGGUAAAUCGAAUUGUGUUGAGACGUGCUGUUUUACGGAGAAACCUACACUAGAAUUAGCAGAAACGAUGAUUCAAGAUGCGUUACCACAGCAUUUAUGUCGACCUGUGGUGAAAUCGCAUAUCCAGUCUGGUAACCUAGCAGCGAUAUUAGAAAAGGAAAAUAAUCAAUUGAGAGACGGGAUGGAUAUAUUAAUAAAUGAUAGAGAUGCUCUUUAUCUAUUAUUAAAGGACAAGGAAGAAGAUAACGAGACUUUAAAAUAUGAAUUACAAGUGAAGGAUGACAUUGUGAAACAACUGGAAAAUGACUUUGAAAAUAUGGAACUACAAGUGAGUGACCUACAAAACGCACUC
This is a messenger RNA of Mucor mucedo, 732 nucleotides long. RefSeq lists its product as uncharacterized. NCBI's taxonomy places the organism in Eukaryota, Fungi, Mucoromycota, Mucoromycetes, Mucorales, Mucoraceae. The annotation marks the transcript as partial. The transcript is spliced from 2 exons. The record is from RefSeq and is a predicted model, not a curated record.